UAACUAGUUUUAAUUUUAAAUUAAUUUAUGUAUUUUUCAUAAUUAUACAAUUUUUAAAACCCUCUAAUGGUUUCUUUUGUUUAAACAUUUGCAUAUUUUAAAUAAACUUUGAUAUUGUAAUUUAUCUUUCACAUUUGUAAAAUGAUGGGUAAUAAAAACGGACCAAGUUUGGCUAAGAGAGUGGAAGAUAAUGUUCUGGGUGUUUUGAGGGAAAGGGAACGUGAGUUAGAUGAUCAGAUUUACGACUACUCUCUUGUAGAGAGUAAGCUUGCCAAAAACAGAGAUGAUGAAACUCUUGAAUCUAUUCGUGAAGCUAGGCUCCGUGAGCUUAAAAACUUGUACUAUAAGAAACAGGAAUAUGUUUCAAAAGGAUUCGGAUCUUUAAAUGAAGUUUACUCAGAUAAAGAAUUUUUUGACGCUUGCAGAAAUGUUGAUUCUGUCGUGGUGCAUUUUUACAGGCCUACAACAACUAGGUGCGCAUACCUGGAUUCACACCUCAUAAAGGUCGCAGAUUCACACUUUGAUACUAAGUUUAUUAAAGUAAAUGUAGAGAAAACGCCUUACAUUUGUGAAAAGUUUAAUAUUUGGUGCAUUCCCACGUUGAUGAUAAUAAAAGAAGGUAAAACGAAUCAUUCGAUCGUUGGUUUCAAUGAGUUGGGAGGUGACGGGUUUUCAACUGAAACACUUGUGGCAGUUCUUGAUAAACAUGGUGUUAAACAACCCUCAACUAAAUAA
This is a messenger RNA of Theileria parva strain Muguga, 735 nucleotides long. RefSeq names its product Thioredoxin family protein (gene TXNDC9). Gene Ontology annotation, cellular component: cytoplasm. The record is from RefSeq and is a predicted model, not a curated record. The transcript is spliced from 5 exons. Bases 142 to 735 code for a protein of 197 amino acids. Gene Ontology annotation, biological process: microtubule cytoskeleton organization. Lineage: Eukaryota; Apicomplexa; Aconoidasida; Piroplasmida; Theileriidae.